Molecule: messenger RNA, 1818 nt
Organism: Medioppia subpectinata
Lineage: Eukaryota; Metazoa; Arthropoda; Arachnida; Sarcoptiformes; Oppiidae
Source: the annotation of a GenBank genome assembly
GUAUGAAAAAGUGUAGAAAACGACACAUUUUUGCAGAUUUUUUGAUGAUUUGAAAUAAUUUUGUUAUCAUUUAAUGAAAUAUAAGUUUUCAAUCAAUUGAUUGUUAACUCAGAUCUCAAUUCAUUUGAGCGUUGAAUUUGGCCAUUGGUUUCGCGGAUCACUUCCUCGACAGACAAUGUCAGACACGACACUCUCGGGUCAAAUACUAGACUCACUCCAAGACUUGGAUUGUCCGCACUUCUCGGCCAUCGAAAAGGAUGUCUCACUUCUCACUCAUUUGCACACAUUUUCGGCCAUAAUCUCAUGGAUUUCCACACAAUUGCAGACAAUUAGACGCCUCGAGUCUGUCGUCAAUCCAAUCAAAGACGCCUCUGAAUCCAUGUCUUUGAAGAUUGAGUUGAAUUCAUUGCUCCGGGAAUUGAAGUCUCCAUUAAUUGAUUUGUCGUUUACCGACAAUGAGAACAAAUUAGCGAUACUUAACAGUCUUUGCGGACAUUUGAUGGCAUCGCGAAUGGAUUGCGUGAACCAGAAGUCAACGCCGAAGAAGUCGAUGACUAUAUCUCCGGCUGAGAGCCAAACCGCUAAAGAUUUGAAGUCUAUUGUAAUCACUCUCGGAAUGGGAAGACCUCCCGAUUCGGUCACUUCUGCGGCGCUUUUUAAAAGAAUUCACGAAAAACUUGUCCAACGAUUGUCUGACCAAAAGUUGGUCAUUGAAGACAGUCUUUUACUGCCCGAAGGCCUCACUCUAUCUCCAGAUCAGUGGAAGAAUUUGGAAACAAUUACUGAAGAGCUAAAGAAAGACUACACUAUAAGACGUGAAAUGCUAUUAAGGCGUUGCGAUUGCACUGUCGGCUCAUUCAAGUGGAAGUCAGACAUGAGUUCCGAUGCGACCAAAGCUAUUGAGAAACAAAUCAAUGAUAAAUAUGAGUCAGAGAGAGGAAAGUUGACGAAUACGCCGAAUGUAGUGCUGGCCAGCGCUUUGGCCGCUCGCGAGUCCGACUGCGAUAUAUUACUAAACUGUGUGGUCAGCCAUAAGACCGCCAAUUGUCUCAUACAAGUGUCAAAUACCUCUGGUUUGGCUAAUCGAGGCCUUCAACAAAGACAGCCAAUACACAAACAUAUGAUCGGUUCGGUUCCGGAUCGGGGCGGACGGCCUAACGAGCAAAUAGCUCCGCCCAAAGAGAGUUUCUCUCAGCAACAGUUCCAAAGAGAUAAUCCUCAAAGAGGUCGUGGGAGAGGCGGUAACGCUGGUGGCGGCGGUUCCCGAGGCGGCGGUGGUUAUAAUCGGGGCGCUUCUGCUCCUAAUGUAUCACAAAAUACAAGUCGAGUACAGGGCUCGGGUUGGACUCAAAACACUGGCCAAAGAUAUUCAACUAAUCCUUCGGCUAAUAGUUAUAGUUAUGCCGAUCAGAGAGGAGGAGGUUAUCAGCAAAACGAUAGACAGCAAUACUAUCAACAAAAUGACAGACAAUCACAACAACCACAACAACAACAGUACCAACAAAGGAGUGAUUCCUAUAACUCGGGUCAAUAUAGCCAACAAUCUUAUGGACAACAAUACGGCUCUCAGUAUCAAACAAAUCAAUUCUCAAACCAAUCUAACGACAGACAGUCCUAUAAUAAUAAUAAUUACGAUAACACCGGUAGUUAUUAUUCAGACAAAACUUAUUACAGCGGAGGCAAUAGAGGCCGAGGAGGCGGUGGUCGUCGCUAUUAAGCCAAUUGAAUCUACUCUUGAUUUAUAGAUUUUGAAUUGAUUUGAUAUACAUUUUGGGUAUUUUUCUUUAAAAAUUUGGGUCACUUUAGUUUAUUUAUGAG